Cyclospora cayetanensis is the source of this 1728-nucleotide messenger RNA. RefSeq names its product transcription factor SPT20 homolog. The transcript has 3 exons. The coding region runs from base 1 to 1728 and encodes 575 amino acids. The record is from RefSeq and is a predicted model, not a curated record. NCBI's taxonomy places the organism in Eukaryota, Apicomplexa, Conoidasida, Eucoccidiorida, Eimeriidae.
AUGGGGUGUGUCUUGCCGUGUGGCGAGCUGGCCGCAACGGCAGAUAUGGGAGUGCCAAGAGAAUCGGCGGAUGAGGACGUCGAAGAGGAGUUGGUGAUCGCACUCCCGGAGGGUCUGGGGUGUCUGUACACCCGAACGCGGCGGCGGAGAGACGAAGGCUUGCCUCUAGACUUGCUUGCCCUCUCCGUGCUGCUCGCUACUGGCGUCUUGUGUGGACUUGGCGGUGUCUCCGAGCUGUCUCUCUUAGGCCGCCUGCUUGUGAGGCUGCAGGAGUGGGCAGCUGCUCUGCGCUUCCUCACGGAGACGUUGCCUCAGCUGCGGCAAAACACCGCAAACAGCUGCAGUGGCGGCAGCUCGGCAGGAGUGAGUGCGGGAUCGCCGGAGUGUCUCCCCAGUGUGUCUCUCAGUGCUCUCCAAAUCCUGCUUACCGAAGCCAGGCCGUGCCCGCGUAUUCGUGUGCCUUGCAGCCUCGCGGCAGAACGGCUGCUGCGAAAGGGCUGGCAGCUGCAGCAGCAAAUGAUUGCUGCUCUCGUCCAUGCGGAGGACGAUGCGGCGGAGCAGCUGAAGUGCUACGAGCGCCUGCAGCAGGCACAGCAGCGCCGCGAUCGCUUGGUGCAGUUGAAGCAACAGCUUGGGGGCAUGCGGGGAGUCUCUGCUGCGGAGAAUCCGACGCUGUCUGAGGAGGAGCUGCAGCAAGCCGAAGCCGCUGUCGCAGCGGCACAGACAGCGCACGCAACGGCGGAGGCUGCCGUGAUGAAUAGCAAUCAGCAACUUCUAGACCUCGAGCAACAACUGCACAGCAGCGGUAUUGGGGGACUGCAAUACGAGUCUCUUUUCCACGAGCUUGUCGCAGCAUGCGCGUGGCAGCGGGAGGCGGAAGCCCUUGCUGCAUGCAUUGAAAUGGAGUCGGAGUCGACGGCCAAGCAGCAUCAGCAAGCCUCGAACACUCUCAACACGCACCGGGUGCUUCACCCUGCAUACCGCAACACGGCUCACCUGUGGAGGAUGGUUCAGGUGUACGAGCCACUCCGCCAGAAAUCUACGUUGGAUCGCGUGCUGCAGUUCGAGAGGCGUGUCAGAGAUCUACAGGUAGUAGGUCCACUCCCGCAGCUGACACUCACGGAAGGCGGCACGCAAGCAGCCUCCGUGAUGCUCCCUGCCGCUCGAGGGCCAGUUGCACUGCUGCAGCAAAAUCCUCAACAGCAGGAUCAGGUGCAGCGGCAACGACUCUCUUGGGAGCUCUGGCUGUCUCUAGUCGACGAAGCCAACAAGCUAGGUUUAGGAAUUGAGGCUGCUAACCUCGUAAAACAACUGCAUGCACGGGCUCUAGUGCUGCAGCAGAAGGUGCAGGAGGCAGUUUCAGGCCAGCCCAUUCCCAGCCUAGAGGCGGCACAAGCCAUGCUCGUAGAGGCCUCCAAUCUCCCCAUGGAGACUAAGGGCAUUGCUGCAGUAUCUGCUGCUGUUGCGGCUGUUGACGCGUGGCAGCAGAAGGGGGAGGCGGCGCUGCAGCAGCUUCACCAGCAACUCCAGUUGCAGCAGCUGCAGCAACGUUGCGGACUGCCCCCGCAGCAGCUGUUGCAACUGCAGCAACUGCAGCAACAACAAAACCAGACUCCCAAAACUGAUGCCUUGUGGGCGCUUAUUGAAGAAGCAGCCAGGUUGCCAAUUCUUCCUGAAGGCAUUCCGGCGUAUGUCCGCCUGAAGAAGGUGAGUGAGGCUUGGAGUUGA